Messenger RNA from Babesia microti strain RI, 3618 nucleotides. RefSeq lists its product as hypothetical. Lineage: Eukaryota; Apicomplexa; Aconoidasida; Piroplasmida; Babesiidae. The transcript has 5 exons. The coding region runs from base 1 to 3618 and encodes 1205 amino acids. The record is from RefSeq and is a predicted model, not a curated record.
AUGACUAGCAGCCACAUGGAUUACACAACUUUUUUAAGUGAGUAUGUGGAAGCUAAGAAUACGUAUGAAAGGACGGAGUCUCUUGAUAGAUUGCGCACAGCAAUUAAAAAUUACCUACCUAAUCCAAAUCGAUGCAUUGCAAACGAAAUUGAACAAUUUAAAAUUAUGGUAAAGGACACUUCUUUGUCUAUUCAAUUGAAAAUAUUAAAUUGCUUGAUUGAUUAUGUAAAGUAUACAAAUUUGGAUGAUGACUCGUUGGUAAAAUUUUACCGUGCCAUGCAUGAAGAAUUGUUUGGCAAUAUUCUUUACCAAAUCAAGGCUUAUGACACUGGAUAUCAGUUGAUAAAUAGCAUUAUUGAAAAGCAUACUUCAAAAAAGUAUAUUGUUAAUGCUAUAUUGAACCAAUUUGCUGCAUCUUUAGAAUGUGAAAUUAAUAGUAAUGGAGAUAUUGAUAAGAUAAUUCCCUACUGUGUAUUGCUGGAACAAAUAAUAUUAAAAUACGGCGCCUCGACUCUCACCCCAAAAUUCAUAUCCCUACUCUCAUCAAUUGACUAUAAAGAUAACAAGUUUAAACAGUAUAUUGAAAAUACUAUUGAUGAAUUGAAGAAGUAUCGUAGGAAACAGUCAGAUGAAGUGAAUGAAUCAUACCAGGAGUUACAUAGUUCACAACAGACAAAUUAUACGGAAAAAUCACAAAUUUCAUUAGUUGAAAGUGAAGGUGAUAUAUUUUCCAUGCUUAAAAACUUCCAAUAUGCUAUUAGCCAUCCUAGUAACAUUGACUCUAACUACGAUUUUGAUCAUUCAAUUAGUGUCAUUAUAUCAAUUUUGGAGAGGAGCUGUACGGAUGAAAAACUACUUGUUCUUUGUUUUGAUACAAUCGAAAAACUGGCUUAUGUCAAGUUGGAUCAAAAGAAUCAAUUCAAACUCUUCAAUUACUUAAUCACAUCAAUUGAAUCUACCAGUGAUAACCCCAUUAAAUCAAUAAUAGCCAAUUGCUUGAGCCGUGUUAUUUGCAAUUAUAAUAUACAGGUUUUCAGAGAGUUCCUCAAGCUAGUGCAUGAGCAAAAGUUGUCAGAAUUUACAAUACAAUUGGUUGUAAAUUCACUAAUAGAAUUUGUACCCCAAAAUAUGUUUGAAAGAAAUAAGAUUUUGUUUGAGGCAAUUGAGGAUUUUGCCAAGUUAACCACGAGGAAUGACUUAUUUGACCACAUUAAUCAAUUGUACAAUACUAUUAGAGAAUUAAUAAAGAUGACAGACAAAUCAUACGAUAUUACAAACACCCAAUUUUCACCUGGUUCUACACUUGCUAAAUCGCUAUCAUUAUCAGACUUGGGAGAUGAACCUACUAAUCCAACUUUAUCUCAAUUACAGCGAUUAUCGAAUUCACAAUCGCAAAAAUCAAAUACUCAAUGUAAGGUCAAAAAUCCAGUGGGUUCCAAAUUUAUAGAUAGGAAAAUUGAAACCACACACAAAGAUCCAACGCUUGAUAUUACGGAUAAGUUUAGGACUAAGAGAGGAUCAAGACCCUUACUUAUUAAUGUCAUAGAAAGCAGUACAGCCACUAACAAUACUGGCAUGUAUCCAUUGUCAUCACUUUUGGAAUUGAAAUCAAAAUUCGUGUGCAUGGUAUCACAAGAUUUAUUCAAUUGCAUGUUUGACAUUGAAAAUAAGCACUACGAAAGGAUGUCUCUUGAAGCGUGUAAAUUCUGGGCAAACUACAUUCAACAGGAAAACAAGUGUGUGAGGAAUUUGAUUUUUCUCCAGGAAAACCUUUUUCAUCCUAUUCUUGUCUGGUUUUAUCGCACACUAUCAUACCGCAAUUCAAUAGAAAUAUCACUCACUGCCAUUAUUUUUAUUAUAAGUGGUAUAAGUUCCAUUUCAACUAUUAGAAAUGAUAGAAGAUUAGUGCAAGAUGAAUUGUUAUAUAUAAUAAAGAUGAUAUUUUAUAUUUUGAAUAAGAAAUUGGUGGAUAUAAAUACGAUACUGGAUGGUGGAUUAACCAGAAUUCUUAACACUUGCAUAUCUAUUGUAGACAAAUUUCCCAGUUUUUUUACCCCCUUUUAUAUAACACUUUCCGAUGUUAGUAUUGAUGUUUCAUUGAGUAUUAUGGAUUGUUUUGAGAAUAUAAUUUUCAGUGAAAAUUCGGUGAUUGGCCGUAAUGAAAUACAAUACAUGUUAGAUGUAAAAUCACAAAUUAUUUCGAUGACACGGGAUUACAAACUGGUGGAGGCGACAAACAAAUUGUAUAAGAAGUUAUCUCCAUUGCCAAAUAAUACACCGAAUAAUAUGGAUAAUAUAGAUUAUGAGAGGAUACCAACACAUCUAGUUACCGAUACUAUGAGUUCAAACGACGUAUUUUCCUCGAUUUACAAUAAACAGAUUUGUCAAUACAGUGACAAUGCUCAUUAUAAGCCACCCACAAAGAAUGUCUUCGUUGAAAUAAAUAAUACAUUCAACAAUAUACAAAGUAAUUACAAGAGUUUACUUGACGAAUAUGAAAAAUUAUCAAUUUCAAUUCAAAAUUACUCUGUUAGUACUGUCAGUAACACCUCCAUGCUUAACGGAUCAGAUAAUAGAUAUUCAAAUGACACAGAAUCAAUCAUGGCUACUUUUAAUUUACCAACAUUAUUGGCAGAUUCACUGCAAUUAACAAAGUCACUAGAACAUACAUUGAGGAAUAUUAGAUCUAGUCAUGGAGUAUCAAUGUAUGAUAAUUUGCAGCAGGCACUGCAAAAUAUUUGUACCAGUUUAAAUUAUCACCCAGAGAAGACAACAAAUUGUAAUGUCAGAAUAGACUCAUGCAUAUCAAUUACACAAUCCGUCAAGAUGAUUUACAACAAUUUAAUUGGAAAGAAACCCAAUUUAUCCGCUGAUAGUGUAUUCUGCACUAGACCUUCGUUGCAAAAUGAUAGUUUAAUACCGGGGAUUACUGGUCCUGGCACAUUUUACGGUGAAAAGAGACAGGUUGAUAUAUCUGAAUUUGUUCCGAUACUCAAGAACUUAUCACUAAACCUAGACGCGUUACAAUGCAUAGACUUUAGGUCAAUGCAGUUGCUCAUGCGAAUGUACAUUUACCUCAAAUACAGACUAUUGACUAGUAACAAUAUUGACACCUGGAAUUUUAUCGAAUCGAAUAUGGCAAACUGGCCCAUUGAGACGGUCUCUCUGUCCAUUUGUUGUCUUUUGAGGGAUAUUAACCAAGCUUACUGCGCUGUUUCAGGGAAGAAGCGACGUAAGCACCCAUUAGACACAUUUCGCAUAGAGGUGUUCAAGCAAAUUUGCGACAAUUACAUCAACAAAUCAAAACACUCAUUUACUCUGUCAAAAAAUAUCAUUUGUCAAUUGAAAUACAGCUUGAUUGUUGUAAAGUAUGAUUUCACCAAAUUGGAUGACUCAGAUGGCGAUGUGGAAGAGAUAAUCAAAAUUAUCCAGUAUUUGGAUAGUAAUAUCGCAAUUGACAUUGACAUUUUGUCAAACCCCGCAAUUUCAAACCCUGGUAAUAUAAUAUUUCCAAGCCGCUCAAUUAACAUAACAACAUCAACACUAGAAAACGGAUGUGAUGAUAAGAUUGAUGCGUUAAGAAGUUAUAUCAGCAGGCUUAAUUUGUGUAACACAUAG